UAACAUUUUUAUCACUUCUUAUCAUAUUUUUCAUAUAAAAAUCGCAUUUUUAAAUUGCACAUAUAUCAGUUCGAAGUUCCUCCAAAUAGCUUUCGAAUUUCCUCCCAAUCGUUUACCGAUCCCGAUGGAAAGUUGGUUCACGCAUGCGCACAUCCUGGUUAUAGUGCCUGGUUAUAGGAUAUAAAAAGUACCCUAUUCUAUACCUCCAUCACAGGGGCUGUGAGCACAUGUUAAAUUUUCUAACAAAUAUACGAAAUCAGGGUCAUAUUUCAAAGGCCUUAAACAAUUAUUUUGUAGAAUGGCAACAGCAAAACUAUCCUACAACGAGGACGGGAAAGCCAUUUUAGCACAUUUCACCAAUGGCAGAAUAGAUAAAAAGUGCACAAGACGAAUUCAUUUUGGUUACUUUGAAGGUGAUCAGAAUAACAAAAAAUUAAAGGACAGGAAGAUGUUGGUUGCGGAGACCACUGACAUGUCUUACGUUGGCCAAAAUUAUGGUCCCCUAGCCAGCACAAUGCAGCAAAGUUGCAAAUAUUAUGUGGGUGUGUUAGAUAAAACAACAGGGAAAAUGAAAAUCUGUGAUGCAGAAAUCUUCCAGAUGCACCCAAAACCUUCAGAUAUUGAUGAUGAAGUGGAAACAUUCUCCCUCCCGUCAACUGUCACAGAAAAAACCUUUGUAGAGAAGAAUGAUAUGCUGACUAGUGCCUUUGGAAGCAAGAAGAAACAGAGGGCCCUGGAGUCUCGGCUGAAGAACCAGAUCAAGGGGAAGGCCCUGGACAAAGCCAUGAGUUCCGUGCUCAGUCAGGCCUCUAGCAUCGAGCCCGUGCAAUUGACAGAUUCCAAUACAGAAUAUUCCAUUACCCCUCCCAUUAACCAGAAGGCAACAACACCAGGGGAGGUCUACGAUAUCAACUACAUUGUUCACCCCAAUGAGAAGCAGGCUACAGCAGAGGCCUCGGGAGUGUUCUUUGAUGCUACAUUAGACACCAUCCAACAGUGGAGAAAGGAAAAUAAGUAUCCUAAACAGAUAUUGUCCUUAUUAUCAAGAAUGCCAAAGACAGAAGAGCGCCGAUCAGAACGAGCAACUUAUAUAAUGUACCUGUACUACUUGAUACACCUACACAACCUAAAGCAAAAACAGCUCAGGGAUAAAGAUCCCCUCCCCACUGACUGGCCAGAUCAUGUCCGGUUCCAUCUCCUGAAGAGAUUUACACAGACAAUCAGUGGGACCAGCAAACAGAGAAUCAUGCCUGCCAGACUAAAAGAUAAACUAGUGUGUCACAUACUGGUCCUCUGUCUGUUUUUGGAGGAAUUUUCAUUGGAGCUGACAAACCUUCAGACUGAUCUCAGCAAAUCUCAUGAAAUACUGUACAAACAUUGUCAGAUUCUUGGCUGUUCAACAAAAGUCAAGAAGGUGACGACAGAAGAGGGCAGUACCUCAGUCCGAUGGGCGACCCUCUCCCUCCCCCUCCAACUACCCACCCAGGAGCGGCGGAAGAGGAAGCACUAGUCUCCAUACAUACAGUGUGACCUAGGGGGUGGGGGAGGAGGAGUCUUCAUACACAGAAGUUGAUGCUGGUGUCACUGUGUGUGGGGAGGUGGAUAGGUUGUUGAUUGUUAACAUUUUACAGACAUAAAAAGGGGGAAGGUAGACUAGGGCUUACCUUCUUUGAUAUCUCUUCAGCCUCAAGCAAGGAGAAGAAAACAUCAGAGCUUGCCAAUAAAAUUUAUAUACUAACAGUACAUUGCAUAUUAAGUUGUGUUUUUUCUAAUUUUAUUUUCGGAUAUAAAUUUGUAACUGAUACUGUUACACAAAGACAAGUUGAUGGUGAUAAAUACAAGGUAUAAAGCUGUUUAAAAUGAAGAAGGAAUGU
Magallana angulata is the source of this 1874-nucleotide messenger RNA. Its product is annotated as DNA-directed RNA polymerase I subunit RPA49-like. Bases 299 to 1510 code for a protein of 403 amino acids. Gene Ontology annotation, molecular function: DNA binding. Gene Ontology annotation, cellular component: RNA polymerase I complex. Gene Ontology annotation, biological process: transcription elongation by RNA polymerase I; nucleolar large rRNA transcription by RNA polymerase I; RNA polymerase I preinitiation complex assembly. The record is from RefSeq and is a predicted model, not a curated record. NCBI's taxonomy places the organism in Eukaryota, Metazoa, Mollusca, Bivalvia, Ostreida, Ostreidae. The transcript is spliced from 12 exons.